AUGGCCUCCUCAAACACCUCUUCCCCUGACUACGACGAGAGCGCCGCCUCGCUGAUCUUCGAGAUCUUCUUGGCAAUCCGGCCUCAGUACGCGCCGUUCCGCCUCACACUGGGCACCUGGGAGAACGACAUCGUGCCGGCCGAAGACAACGCCUCCCAAACAGUCCCUUAUUAUCACUACGAGGCAGAGUGGACCGCCGAGUGGACACCGCCAGACCUCGACCUCAAGAUCCUCAACACAAUCUUUUGUCACAAUCAGUGUGACGACGUGCCCGUCGUCCUAGGGCCGAUCAUCAGCGACCUCCUUGGCCACAAUGGCUCGCCCGAAGUGCUCUCGCUGCACAUGCUGCCAAAGUCCUGGCUGGUCACGGGGGGGCAGCCCUUGUUGCAGGCGGAUGGACUCCGAAGGGCACACACGGUGGUGAAGGUUGGGGCGAUUUUCUACGACAUAACGGGAGGGCAAUUCGGGGUCACCAAGCUUCGAGUGCCGGAAGAGGAGUACCGCCGGGAGUACGUGGUGUCUGAGUACGGAGACGGCGCCAGCAUGACGCUGGAGGAGGCAGCGUCGUUGUUGCUGGCCUCGGACCGCCCAAACCGCGCGUACUGGAACCCGCUGUUCCUCAAGCUCCGAGGCAAUCUGGACACUGCCUUCAAGGCGUGGAUGACAGAGCGUGACCUCACGAAGGAACAAGUGGUUCUUGACCCCGUUCGCCGACGAGAAGUAGUGGAACUUUUCCGCGCCGCUACCACGACGACUAGGGUGGAGUUCAACGUGGAGUGGUACCUCGGGGGGCUUGGUGGGUAG
This is a messenger RNA of Mytilinidion resinicola, 804 nucleotides long. RefSeq lists its product as uncharacterized. The record is from RefSeq and is a predicted model, not a curated record. NCBI's taxonomy places the organism in Eukaryota, Fungi, Ascomycota, Dothideomycetes, Mytilinidiales, Mytilinidiaceae. The transcript is spliced from 2 exons. The coding region runs from base 1 to 804 and encodes 267 amino acids.